Aspergillus wentii DTO 134E9 is the source of this 369-nucleotide messenger RNA. RefSeq lists its product as uncharacterized. The transcript has a single exon. Lineage: Eukaryota; Fungi; Ascomycota; Eurotiomycetes; Eurotiales; Aspergillaceae. Bases 1 to 369 code for a protein of 122 amino acids. The record is from RefSeq and is a predicted model, not a curated record.
AUGGCGCCGCUUGGAGGAGGAGGAGGCCCUGGAGUCGGUGCCCCGACUGGCGGAGUGCCUGCCAUCGGCUGCUGGGGAGGCAUCGACAUGCCACCACCUCCGGGUCCGAUGCUUCCACCUCGAGGUGCAGGGCUUGGGGCCCCGCCUGGCGCAGACAUGGCCCUGUAUGUCCGAUUACGAGCAGACUUCUCUGCCGGGACCAAAAGUAACAGAAAGGACGGGAGAAAGGGAUGUUUAAUCGACAACGAUGAUGGCUGGCGGAGGUUUUGCGAGCCUCAGCGUUCUGAUAUUGGGCUAUGGCAUUUUGGGACUAGCGCCUUCCCCGACUUAUCUAAGCAGCCCCUAGUUCCCCAGGUCUCUGACACGUGA